Messenger RNA from Tricharina praecox, 2647 nucleotides. RefSeq lists its product as uncharacterized. The record is from RefSeq and is a predicted model, not a curated record. The coding region runs from base 291 to 2162 and encodes 623 amino acids. Gene Ontology annotation, molecular function: protein binding. Gene Ontology annotation, cellular component: peroxisomal membrane; cytosol. Gene Ontology annotation, biological process: protein import into peroxisome matrix, docking. The transcript is spliced from 3 exons. NCBI's taxonomy places the organism in Eukaryota, Fungi, Ascomycota, Pezizomycetes, Pezizales, Pyronemataceae.
GCCACGAAUCUCGGUCCCUACUGCGCCAAGACCUAGAUCUGCUGCUCUCGUUCGCUCGCCAUCCUCGACCAUAGAAUUCCUCCAUCAGAGUCCCUUUUCCCAACAAUAACAUAAUUAAAAACAACAAACGCCUCUGUUUCUCCACCCCCUUCCCCCCUACAGCUUAUUUCUCCCUUUCUUCUACGAGGCAUCUCGCGUCCCGCCUUCCCAAGCCGAAGCUACUCGUAUACCAACACUCGUAGUCCCAACACCUCCCUUCACAAACCGAAUACACCCAAAGUACCUUCACGAUGUCGUUCCUGGGUGGCGCAGAAUGUUCGACGGCCGCGAACCCGCUGGCCCAGCUCUCCAAGAUCACACAGGGAGACAAAUCUCUCCAACGCGAUCGCUUCGAGGGCCAGCGGUCGAUGGGAGCUGGCGGAAGCUUGCGAUCGCGCGUAGAUGGCGGGAUGGGAGCUGCUGCCGACGCACAGCUGAACGAUUUUUACGCGCAACAACAACAAAAUGGCGGCAAUCCCUUUGUAUUCGACGACAUGCGACACGGCCUUGCGGACAUGUCGCAAGGCGCGCAGAUGCAGGGAGGACCGCAAGCGGCCUGGGCGCAGGAGUUCCCGCAACACAUGGGUCCGGACGACCAAGCCCGUAUGGAGGCGGCCUUCCACGCCGGGAAGGCGGGUCCGCAGUGGAAUGCCGCGGAGUUCGAGAGCUUCCAGCCCGGCGCCGCGCAUGCGGAUCCGCGGAUGGCGUCGCAGCAGCCCAUCAUGCAGCAACAACAGGGGCUGAACCAGCAGGGACAGUACUUUAGACAGAUUAAUGGGUACAACCUUAACGCGGGUAUGCCGAUAUACUCCGGGAUGCAGCCGCAGAUGCAUCAGCACCACCAUCCCCAGCAGAUGGACCACCAUGGCAAAGGGAAGGAGGCUGUGGUGGAGUUGGAUGAGGAGAGAUGGGAGGAGCAGUUCCGGGAGUUGGACCAAGACGCUGCAUUGGAUGAGGCAGCGAACAAGGCUAUCGAGGCCGAGCUGAACGGCACGGAAACGAUGCAGGGCGACUUCCAGGCCAUCUGGGAGGGGAUUCAGAAGGAGGCUAGAGAGCGCGCGGACUUGGAGACUCUGGAUUGGACCAAUGAGAUCGACGCCGAGAGCCCGUGGAAUUCCGAGAACUCGUUGACGAAGACGAUACCGGGGAUGGGAGUCUACCUCUUCGAGCCAGAUAACCCUUACAUGACCCACCAGGACCCGUACUCCGAGGGCAAGCGGCUUAUGGAGACCGGCGGUAACUUGUCGCUUGCUGCCCUGGCCUUCGAGGCUGCGGUUCAACAGAACGAGAAGCAUGUGGACGCCUGGACUGAUCUCGGUGCCUGCCAGGCCAUGAACGAGAAAGAGACCCCUGCCAUUCGCGCCUACGAAGCCGCGCUGCGGCUGGACGAGGGUAAGCUGACUGCGCUGAUGGGUCUGGCGGUAUCCUACACCAACGAGGGCUACGACACACAGGCAUACUCCUCCCUGGAGCGCUGGCUACGAUCGAAAUACCCCGCGAUCGCCGACAAAGCGGGCCCACCACCCGCGACUAUACACGACCGACAGGCGCUCCACGAUCGCGUCACCGGUCUCUUUAUCGAGGCGGCUAUGCUUGUGCCCGAAGGCCAAGCUAUGGACGCCGACGUCCAGGUUGGGCUUGGGGUUCUGUUCUAUGGCGACGAGGAAUACGACAAGGCAGUUGACUGUUUCGAGGCGGCCCUCAACUCAUCAGGCACCUCUACUUCCCCCGAGCACUUGCUGUGGAACCGCCUCGGUGCCACGCUCGCCAACUCCGGCCGCAGCGAAGAGGCGAUCAACGCAUACGAACGCGCGCUCCAGAUCAACCCCAACUUCGUACGCGCUCGCUACAACCUAGGUGUCAGCUGUAUUAACAUUGGCUGCUUCAAGGAGGCGGCUGAGCACCUGCUUGGUGCACUUGCCAUGCACAAGGUUGCCGAGGAGAAGGCGCGUGAGGAUGCACGCGCCGCUGGUGUUGAGCCCGAGCGCAUCAUUCACAACCAGAGCACCAACUUGUUCGAUACGCUUCGUAGGGUGUUCGGACAGAUGGGUCGGCGCGACCUGGCGGAUAAUGUGAUCAACGGCAUGGAACUGGACGUAUUUCGAAAGGAAUUUGAUUUUUGAGCGCGAUCGAGACAAGGGAGGAGAGUGGUAUGACGACUGGAGCACGAAGCGUGGGAGUGGUGGUAGGGAGGGCGUAGGGGUAGAAGAUGAGGAUGGAGACGGCUUUAGUGAUCGAGCUACGCAGGGUACCGAAGUUGAUGUUGAUGAGCGCGAUGCGGCCAUGAGAAGUCCUAUUGAGGAGAAACCAGAGGAAAAUGCUUUGAGGUCGCCCGGGGGGAGAGGAGCGAGUGUUAGGAGGUUUGCCUUUGGCUGCGCGGAUCUGAUAGAUUUUUAGCUUUUCUCCUUCUGUUCUGCUUGCAUGCAUGUAUUGCGAUGACAAUUGUGCAAUUCCUGACGGACUCUUCGCUUUUUUGUCUCAUCAUCGUAGCAUUUGACACGAGUAUACCUAUGACUGUGUAUGUACAAAUCCGUGUUCGUUGCCUAUCAGCUCGCCGUGGGUUUCCCAUUGCUCUCCGCCCGGCCCUGAAGGCUGACAGAUUCUGCAC